AAAACAAACUCCCAGAAAAAAAACUCGGAAAAGCUCCAGGCCCGACCCGGAGAGCGACGCCCGUCUCCCCCACCGCCACCAUGGCACGCGCCGCCGCGGCCAUCCUGCCGCUGCUGCUGCUCCUUGCCGUGGCGGGCGGCGCCCUGGCCGCGUCCGCGGACAUGUCCAUCAUCGCCUACAACGCGGAGCACGGGGCGCGCGGGCUGGAGCGCACGGAGGCGGAGGCCCGGGCCGUCUACGACCUCUGGCUGGCCGAGAACGGCGGGGGCUCCUCCCCCAACGCCAACUCCAUCCCGGAGCGCGAGCGCCGGUUCCGCGCCUUCUGGGACAACCUGAACUUCGUCGACGCCCACAACGCGCGCGCCGCGGCCGGGGAGGAAGGGUACCGCCUCGGCAUGAACCGCUUCGCCGAUCUCACCAACGACGAGUUCCGCGCCGCCUACCUCGGGGUCAAGGCCCAGAGGGCGAGGCCCGGCCGCGUAGUGGGGGAGAGGUACCGCCACGAUGGGGCCGAGGAGCUGCCCGAGGCCGUCGACUGGAGGGAGAAGGGCGCCGUCGCCCCCGUCAAGAACCAGGGCCAAUGCGGGAGUUGCUGGGCUUUUUCUGCAGUCAGCACAGUAGAGAGCAUCAACCAAAUUGUCACCGGUGAGAUGGUGACAUUAUCGGAGCAGGAGCUUGUGGAGUGUGACACCAACGGGCAGAGCAGUGGCUGCAAUGGGGGUCUUAUGGAUGACGCCUUUGAGUUCAUCAUCAAGAACGGUGGCAUUGAUACCGAAGAUGACUACCCUUACAAAGCCAUUGAUGGCAGAUGUGAUGUUCUCAGGAAAAAUGCGAAGGUGGUGAGCAUUGAUGGCUUUGAAGAUGUCCCUGAAAAUGAUGAGAAAUCGCUGCAGAAGGCGGUUGCUCACCAGCCCGUGAGUGUCGCCAUUGAAGCUGGAGGCCGGGAGUUCCAGCUCUACCACUCGGGUGUCUUCAGUGGAAGGUGUGGCACGCAACUUGACCAUGGUGUGGUUGCUGUUGGCUACGGCACUGAGAACGGCAAGGACUACUGGAUCGUCCGCAACUCAUGGGGUCCAAACUGGGGAGAAUCUGGGUACCUCCGCAUGGAGCGCAACAUCAACGUGACCAGUGGGAAGUGCGGGAUAGCCAUGAUGUCAUCGUACCCCACCAAGAAGGGCGCUAACCCGCCCAAGCCAGCCCCAACACCUCCCUCACCGCCGACGCCACCUCCCCCAGUCGCCCCUGACCAUGUCUGCGACGAGAACUUCUCAUGCCCUGCAGGCAGCACCUGCUGCUGCUCGUUCGGCUUCAGGAACCUUUGCCUGGUGUGGGGCUGCUGCCCGGCCGAAGGCGCAACCUGCUGCAAGGAUCACUCCAGCUGCUGCCCACCGGACUACCCCGUCUGCAACAUCAGGGCUGGGACUUGCUCAGCGACCAAGAACAGCCCGCUGAGCGUGAAGGCCUUGAAGCGCACCCUGGCCAUGCGGAACACGGCAUGAACUCGUCGGGAGACGGCGGUGUCUAAGGUGGAGUAGAAGGAUGCGGCUGCUGGAGCUUUUCUCCCUCCGUGCACCCAACAAGCCUUUGUGCAAAAUUUGAACCAGACAUUGCUUUUGUAGAAUUAUCGUUGCUUAGUAUUACGAUUCUCUAGCAGUUCUGCUCGCUUUAUAUAUCCCCUACUUCUACAUACAUGUACUCAUUGUACAUAGCUCGCCCCCAUUUGUACUCGUAUACUAUCUUAAAGAAUAUUCGUCAAAGCUAAUUGGUGAUCAUCGUGUA
Messenger RNA from Triticum dicoccoides, 1779 nucleotides. Its product is annotated as oryzain beta chain-like. The record is from RefSeq and is a predicted model, not a curated record. Gene Ontology annotation, biological process: proteolysis. Lineage: Eukaryota; Viridiplantae; Streptophyta; Magnoliopsida; Poales; Poaceae. Gene Ontology annotation, molecular function: cysteine-type peptidase activity. The coding region runs from base 81 to 1499 and encodes 472 amino acids. The transcript has 5 exons.